Messenger RNA from Penicillium longicatenatum, 1089 nucleotides. RefSeq names its product fungal specific transcription factor domain-containing protein. The record is from RefSeq and is a predicted model, not a curated record. The transcript is spliced from 3 exons. Bases 1 to 1089 code for a protein of 362 amino acids. Lineage: Eukaryota; Fungi; Ascomycota; Eurotiomycetes; Eurotiales; Aspergillaceae.
AUGGUGAUUCAGAACGCUGCUUUCAUGGAACUCCUUGGCCUCAAACGGGACCUUGCUCACCAAUUCACACCUGGUACUCCAUCCUUAGCCUUCAGCAGCGUGAGAAGCUCUGUAACACAGGAGACCCCCAAGGAUUUCUUCGGAACGCUGCCUGUAUCUGAUCUUAAUGGCGAUAGGGUCGCUGGCCCAGUGCGAGUCGCUGCCUGUGGCGCUCAGAGAGCGACCCGACGCUCCAUUAAUGGAACAGGUGCUUCUUUUACUGCCAACCAUACUUAUGAAAGCAGUCUCACGGCCUUACAGUGUUUGAUAUUCACAAAUACGUACUAUUUAUGUUUGGUCAAGCCCUGCCAAGCGCACGAUUAUAUUCUCAUUGCGUCCAUACGUGCGCAGAACCCGCUGAAGAGUGCCUCUCUCGACCCAAAAAACCAGGAACUUAUUCGGCGUGCAUUAUGGGUGGCUCUGUUGAUCGAAAGUGAGCUAGCAACUCAGCUAGAUCUGACUAAUCGCAGUGUCUGGACCCUCGAUUAUGAGGUCCCCUUGCCAUCUUGGUCAUAUCCAGUAGAUGAGGCACGCCCAUCCCAUUUCAGCGCGCCAGCUGACUCUCCUGGCGGAUCGUUCAGCAAUUCCCAGUCCUCAAGUCAGCUGUUUUCAUACUUUCUAGCAGAGACCGCCAUGCGACGGAUGCUCCAACGCUGUACGGCAUCGACUCAAAGAUUACCUAGCGAAAAGCAAUCGUUCGCUCCUGUUAUAUCGACUGAGUUGCAAUUGCAGCUCGAGCAGUGGCACUCGCACCUACCGGAAUUCCUUCGCUUCGAUCGUUAUUUCAUUUCCGAGUGCAAUACAAACCCGCAAUUGCUCUUUCUUCGAACUCAAUAUCAUGCGUACAGAGCGUCAAUACUGUGGCCGGAAGUCCACCAGGCCUUGGUAGAAGGAGAGGAAUACGAUAAAACACUCCUACCAUUCUGCCUUGAAUUUCAUCAAACUUAUAAUCACUUUAUUUUGAGUGCGGCUGCCUGUAUCCCACAGUGCCUUCCGAACAUAUGGACACUCUAUGCCAGUGUGUUUAACAUCACAAUGGCAGCACUUUAA